Debaryomyces fabryi is the source of this 1998-nucleotide messenger RNA. RefSeq lists its product as uncharacterized. The transcript has a single exon. Lineage: Eukaryota; Fungi; Ascomycota; Pichiomycetes; Serinales; Debaryomycetaceae. The record is from RefSeq and is a predicted model, not a curated record. The coding region runs from base 1 to 1998 and encodes 665 amino acids.
AUGCCAGGUAUAUUAAAAUGGAUGGUUCCAUUGACCAUUCUCACUUAUGUGAUCUAUGUUAUCAAUUUUAUCUGUCCACAGCAAUCUUCAACGAUUUUGGUUAACAAUUUGACUUGUGAGAGCUAUGCGUACAUUAAGCCUUCUAUUGAUCCAUAUGUUAAUACAGUAACAACUAAGCUGAGGGAAAUUAGUUCAGCCCUUCAUAUUGACCACCUUUUACAUCAAAUUAGCAAUAGAGCAAGUGAAUUCAGUGCCACUUUAGAACCAUGGUCUAGUCAAAUAAGAGAGAAAUCACAUAGAUUUGUACAAAGGUUUAAUUUAGGUUUCACGCCAUUGGUUUCAUUAAUGAAAUCAACUAUAUUCGAAAUCAAUGUUAGAAUUGCCCCUAAAUUGAGAGUAUGGGUUGAUAAACUAAAAAUCUAUACUCAAGUUCGUUUUAUAAGGUCUUGGGAAUUCUUGCAAUUCAAUGCUCAUAUAAUGUGGGCUAAAUUGAGCUACAAAACGAAUGAUAUUUUUUCAAACCAAAUUAGACCAUUUAUAAGGGUUUACUUGGUGAAAAUUGAAAACAGCUCUUCUUAUUUGAUUUUAAAGCAUUAUUUUCAUGAAUACAAAUUGGAUGUGAUAGUUGAUUGUAUUUCUCGCAGUUACAAAGAUCUAAUGGAUGUUAAUAGUUUUCAAGAAAAGAGUGACUUUUUGAAAACCGAAUUCAAAAACUUGAUGCAUUUCAAAACAGAUAAAGUUCCUAAGGCAAAUGAUGAAGAGGUGGCUGAAGUUGUUAAGGAUAUUCUCGAAGAAAUAACUAGCCCUGUUGUUCUGUCUACAUCCAUUUCGGAAUCCAUUGUGACUGAUUCCACUAUCACGUCCGCACAAGCUGAUUCGUCAAUUGAUGAAUCAGAUAGUGAUAGCGACGAACCAAUCACUAUUCUGCUAACUUCGACUAGGUAUGUUACAUUAAAAACUGAAACCAAUGAGCCAAGCUUUGUUGACAAUUCCAUUGGUCGUAAAAUCGAGGAAGAAAUAAACUACUGGGAGAAUAAAGUGAAUAAGACCUUGAAUUCGGCUUUGAAAAAUUUGUCUAAAGAUAUGUCGAGCUCAGUAAACUCUAGCAUUGAAAGAAUUAAACCUAAAUUAUCUGACCAGUUUACCCAAAUACAACAAACUAACUAUAAGCAUUAUCAAGAGUUGAAUAAAAUGAUUAAUGCAAUUGAUAAGGAUUCUGCUCAGAUUCAAGAAGAAGAUAGGAUAAUAGAGAGCUCUGAUGAUUCAAACCGUGAAUAUUUUUCAAGGCAAGACAUGAGAGAUAAAAUAAGCGAGUCAUUAACAUACUGCGAGUCAGAAAUAAAUGAUAUUAAGGAGUCUAUGAAUAAGAAUCACCAUGAAAUCUUACGCGACUACUUUAAAGAGAUUCAGGAAACCAUCGAUGUAUUGGAAUCCUUUGCUGAAUUGACAAUUCAAGAAUUUUCCAAUAGGUUACAUGCUUUAAUCGCUAUUUUAGAAAAUGAACAAGAAUUCGAUGAUGCAAUUACAUGGAAAGCAUGGAAGAGAUUCCAUAAAAUAAAGCAAGACAUUUUUAAUGCUAGAGAUUUGCUUUUCAAUCAAGCCAAUGACUAUCAGAAUGAUUUUUCUAUAGAUGUCAUCCCCGUUGGUUUAGAAAAUUGGAGUGCUUAUAUGAAAAACGUAUAUUUUCAUGCGAACUUUUUAACUAAUGAUAACGAGGAAUAUUUGAAAUUAGUAAGAGCCAAAGCUAAUGUGGCAUUUCAAUUAAGAGAAGGUUUAAUAGAUAAGUUGGAAGAAUCCAAAAAAACAGACUCACAAGAUUUUGACCAGUCGUCAACCACUGAAGGAUCAGCUACCCAAGCGACGGAGGACGAGCAAGCAGCUACUUUCAGUAGCGACGAGAAUGCACUUGAAGAAGAGGAAUCUGAAGGAUCGCGUCUGGACUAUGAGUCUGGCCAUGAUAGUGAUGAAAGUGGUCCUGAUUCUGAAGAUCAAGAUUAA